Molecule: messenger RNA, 1384 nt
Organism: Centropristis striata (black sea bass)
Lineage: Eukaryota; Metazoa; Chordata; Actinopteri; Perciformes; Serranidae
Gene: cbx3a
Product: chromobox homolog 3a (HP1 gamma homolog, Drosophila)
Exons: 5
Coding region: 344-877 (177 amino acids)
Biological process (GO): negative regulation of transcription by RNA polymerase II; chromatin organization
Cellular component (GO): pericentric heterochromatin; nucleus
Molecular function (GO): chromatin binding
Source: RefSeq, a predicted model, not a curated record
UAGCUUACAAUAACGUUAGCUUCCUUUUGCAAGUUGGACGUCGUAGCUGGAUACGUAGCUUGUGCAGAAAGUGAGCCGUAACAUCAGCCCAACAAUGUUAGCUAAUGUUAGCAAGCUAGCUCUACUAUUUUAACCUGCGUACGUGAUUUGCAUUGUUAGUGUAUGCUCACGUAUCCCACAAUAUAACGUUACAGUAAUUUUUGGAUCAAGUAGCGUUAGUGUCGUCUAACAACUCGAAUAACUAAGACUAGAAGUGACUAUUUCAGGAAUUUGUUUCAUCCUCGGGCCUGGAACGUUUUUAUGUUGUUGAGCCUGGCAUUCAACCUUCAUUUGCUCAUUCAAAAUGCAAAACAUGGGCAAGAAACAGAACCCCAAGAGUACAAAGAAGGAUGCAAUGGACACGCAGGAAGAGCCUGAGGAAUUUGUUGUGGAAAAAGUACUCGACCAGCGUAUUGUCAAUGGAAAAGUAGAAUUCUUCCUCAAGUGGAAAGGAUUUACAGAGGCCGACAAUACCUGGGAGCCAGAGGAGAACCUGGAUUGUCCAGAACUGAUUUCAGCAUUUUUGGAAGCACAGAAGAACGUUACAGAGAAGCCUGCUCCUGUUAAAAGAAAGGCAUCAACAGAUGAGCCAGAGACAGAAGCCAAGAAGAAAGAACCUGAGAAACCACGUGGCUUUGCGAGGAACCUCGACCCAGAACGGAUAAUUGGUGCAACAGACAGUAGCGGGGAGUUGAUGUUCUUGAUGAAAUGGAAAGAUUCGGAUGAAGCAGAUUUGGUUCCAGCCCGUGAGGCCAACACUCGCUGCCCUCAGGUGGUUAUUUCCUUCUACGAGGAGAGACUGACAUGGCAUUCCUGUCCAGAGGAUGAGGCUCAAUAAUAGUUGUCUGGUCCCUGCAAUCGCUUGCACCACGUAACACCCUUUUCCUCAGGACUGAAUUUUCUCCUCUGGCUUGCCUUUUGCUUUUAGCCAUCAUUAUUUUCAAAGAUGUUUUUGCUUUGAUGUUUUUGCUUUGAUAGGCUGUCAAGGAGAGUUAUGUUAUUGUACAUAUCAGCUGAACCGUUUGUAAGGGAGUAGGUGGUGGUGUUGUGCUGUACAAUGAAGUCUUCCGGUAUCAUAUUAAUUGAUGUGAUGGCAGUUUAGAACGCAUAUUCUUACAUAGGACCCAUCACAGCCCAUAUUCUUAUCUGAUAAAUUUUUGUAAUUUCUAAAUGGCUACUUUGGUCUGUUAUGGUAACCUCUUGUAUCUCAAUCUCAUGUGAAAUGCUGAUUCGUUUGGUUCGUUUUUCCACAGUUAGUGCUAAUGUUUUGUUCUAAAAGUGCAUUUUGUAUACUCUUGUCUGUAAAUAUUAUUUGAAGUUCUAAUAAAGGUUUUAUGUGACCAAA